AUAUCCUGCACCGCGAUUCAGGCGAUUACAGCUGAACUCUACAUCCAGCUGUCAGUACACUGUUGUCUCUCUUCCAACGUGGCACCAUCUAGCUAGGGAUCAUAUUUAUUACGUGCUUCGACACGUCACCAUCAUCCCAACCAAAAGUAAAUUUUAUGAAAAAUUAAUCCAGAAAUAGAAAAUAUAGGGAAACCCGAACCUCGGAUUUAUUUCUGCCACGUAGGCUCGGACAUCCGUUUGUCAUUCAGAACCUCCCCUAAAUAAUUUAUUACUGUAAUUCAUUUACACAAGAUACAGGGCUGCAGCCAUUUUUUCCACCUUCUCCAAGAAGUUACACAAACCCAAAUUUCCACUGAUAGUAUAAUUUCUUUCUCUCUCUCUAUCUUGAGUUUCUUUCAUGUGAAGCCACUCUUUUCUUUUUCAUCAACUACUGUGUCUGUAUACACUUCUCUGCAACUUUUGAUGCUGUCACGGAAAAGCACUUUCGCCACUCCUUUAUAACCUACCGUCUCCUGCUUUGUGCUGGAGCGGCGCAAAUUCAUUAUCCAACUCCCGGAAAAUGAAGCAUUUCUCCACGAAUUCCUGCGCUUACGGCUUCGUAUUGCUGCUAUCCCAUAUGAUCGCGGCGGCGCAUUCCAUGCUCCACCCCGUCGAUUUCCUCGCGCUGCAAUCCAUUCGGAAGAGCUUGAAUGAUUUGCACGGCUCCAACUACUUCGCCUCUUGGGAUUUCACAUCCGACCCCUGCAAUUUCGCCGGCGUUUACUGCGACGGAGAUAGAGUGAUCGCCCUUAACCUCGGCGAUCCCCGGGCCGGAUCCCCCGGUCUCACGGGUCGGGUCGACCCUGCUAUCGGCAAGCUCUCCGCCCUAGCCGAGUUCACCAUCGUUCCGGGUCGGGUCUUCGGGGCACUACCUCACACUCUCUCCCAGCUUAAAAACUUGCGUUUUUUAGCAAUCAGCCGGAAUUUUAUCUCCGGUGAAAUCCCGGCAGGUUUGGGGCAGCUCCGCGCGCUACAGACCCUUGAUUUGAGUUUCAACCAGCUCAGCGGAAGCAUCCCUUUCUCCGUCGGAGCUUUGCCAUCGCUGUCCAACGUCAUUCUCUGCCACAACCGGCUCGGCGGUUCGGUUCCGCGGUUCACUUCUCGAGCCCUAACCCGGCUGGAUUUGAAGCAUAACGAUCUCUCCGGGUCCCUGUCGCCGGCCGGACUGCCGCCCUCUCUCCAGUACCUGUCAUUGUCGUGGAACCGGAUGAGCGGCCCAGUGGACCGGGCUUUAUACGGGUUGAACCGUUUGAGCUAUGUAGACCUGAGCUCGAACCGGUUCACCGGGUGCAUCCCGGGUCACGUAUUCAGUUUCCCGAUCAGCAAUCUCCAACUCCAGAGAAACGACUUCUCCGGUCCGGUCCAGCCUCUGGAUCAAGUGAGAAUCCCGACCGUCGAUCUCAGCUUCAACCGGCUCUCCGGCGGAAUAUCACCGCUUCUCUCAACGGUUCAGAGCCUGUAUCUGAACAAUAACCGGUUGACGGGUGAGGUGCCGGUCAGCUUCGUGGAGCGGCUUUUAUCGGGCAGUAUAGAAAUUCUUUAUUUACAGCAUAAUUAUCUGACCGGGAUCAGGAUUAAUCCAAGGGUGGAGAUUCCGCUGAGCACCUCUCUAUGCCUACAGUACAACUGCAUGGUCCUGCCCGUACAGACGCCUUGCCCGUUCAAGGCUGGCAGGCAGAAAACUAGACCCACCUCCCAAUGCAUUCAAUGGAAAGGGUAACAGUAACAUGGGGAUUCCACUUUUUUUGUUAUUCCGGAGAAGAAGAAGAAGAAUAAUUUUGUGGGAAUAACAGGAUUAUUAUUCUUUGAUUAUUUUUGGGGAUUACUAAUUACUAUUGGUGACGCUAAGCUUAUUUGUAAUUAAAACACUUAUUAAUACUUAUAUAGCUUUAUUUCAUUUUCUUAUUGAAUAUACUAUUGCUUUGCCCCUCAAA
This is a messenger RNA of Salvia splendens (bonfire salvia), 1973 nucleotides long. RefSeq names its product LRR receptor-like serine/threonine-protein kinase SIK1. Bases 560 to 1759 code for a protein of 399 amino acids. Lineage: Eukaryota; Viridiplantae; Streptophyta; Magnoliopsida; Lamiales; Lamiaceae. Gene Ontology annotation, molecular function: protein binding. The transcript has a single exon. The record is from RefSeq and is a predicted model, not a curated record.